AUGAGCUGGGAUGAUACCUCUCGUUGGGAGGGUUUCUCCGACGAGAGGCCGACAACUCAGACCAGUACUCAAGCACCGCCUCCAAUGGCAAUGGCAAUUGAACCGGCCGCAAGACUAACUCCCGCCCUCACAGCCGCAACGAGACCCAACGUGACAGCUCGACCGGCAACAGAAAAGGUCCCUCUGCCGCUGGCGAUUGCGACUCACCUCCAGGGCAUCAUCCCAGCUUGUCGGGAGAAACUCCUCCCGACAAGAGGGUAUUCAUCCCAGCUUGUUGGGAGGAAUCACUCCCGGCGAGCUGAUAUCCGCCAGGUUUGGGCGGAAAAACAGCCAUCCGCAGCCAAAUCCGCACCCGCUGGCACUGGCGGGUAUCGCCAGCGGAUAGUGGAUAUCCGCAAUCAUCUCUAG
Molecule: messenger RNA, 408 nt
Organism: Puccinia graminis f. sp. tritici CRL 75-36-700-3
Lineage: Eukaryota; Fungi; Basidiomycota; Pucciniomycetes; Pucciniales; Pucciniaceae
Exons: 2
Coding region: 1-408 (135 amino acids)
Source: RefSeq, a predicted model, not a curated record